AUGACCCUUUCAUUUUACAUCUUCCUUUGCUUGUCCUGUCUGAACAGUGAAGCAGCAGUUAAUUUCUUAUAUGCCAACUGCCCAUCUGCAGGUACAACUACUUACACUCGGAAUAGCACUUAUCAGAGAAACCUCAAUUUCAUUCUAUCAUCUCUUCAAUCCAACUCUACUGUUGAAAGUGGAUUCUACAACCUCGAGGUUGGCCAAGACCCUUCGGAUAUUGUUUAUGGCCUCUUUCUUUGCCGUGGUGAUGUCACCCAAGAUAUCUGUCAAGAAUGCGUUAACACGGCUGCCGGCGAGAUAGUUCUUCUUUGCCCCGACCAGAAAACGGCUUUGAUUGUCUACGACGAGUGCACCAUACGUUACUCCGACCGGUCUUUCUUCUCCCAGUGGAAAAUGGAAUUUGUUCUGUAUACGUCCAAUACCAGUAAUGUUUCAACACCAGACGGAUUCAUGGCGUUGCUUGAAAACACGACGAAAGGAAUAGCGGGGCAGGCUGCUAAUGAUCAGUCAGGACGAAAGUUUGCUACUGAAGAAGCCGAUUUCAAUAGUUUCCCAAAGCUUUACACACUGGCUCAAUGCACAACGGAUUUAUCUGUGUCCAGUUGUUAUAACUGCCUUCGAACAGCUAUUUCUUAUCUUCCAAUAUGCUGCCUUGGAAAACAAGGAGGCAGCGUUAUGCUUCAGAGCUGUAACAUCAGAUAUGAAUUGUACCCUUUUUACCGGAUCACAGCGGAGCCUCAAGAGGAUAAAGAAAUUAGCCAAGAAGUUCAAUUACUUGACUUGGUAGAGGGAAGAUUUCGCAAUGAGCAUACAAGCGAGGAUUCUAGCGGAGAAAAAGGGGCAGGAUCUCAGAAGCUAAUUCCUUCAUUUCAAUUGCAUAUUUUACAUGCAGCGACAAAUCACUUUUCUGAUGAAAAUAAGCUAGGGAAGGGUGGAUUUGGCCCUGUUUACAAGGUAACUAGGUUAGGAAUUUUAGUACUAUUUAAUGUUUGA
Theobroma cacao (cacao) is the source of this 996-nucleotide messenger RNA. The record is from RefSeq and is a predicted model, not a curated record. NCBI's taxonomy places the organism in Eukaryota, Viridiplantae, Streptophyta, Magnoliopsida, Malvales, Malvaceae.